This is a messenger RNA of Emericellopsis cladophorae, 843 nucleotides long. Its product is annotated as Cyclic AMP receptor-like protein A-like protein. Gene Ontology annotation, molecular function: G protein-coupled receptor activity. Lineage: Eukaryota; Fungi; Ascomycota; Sordariomycetes; Hypocreales; Bionectriaceae. Bases 1 to 843 code for a protein of 280 amino acids. The transcript has 4 exons. Gene Ontology annotation, cellular component: plasma membrane. The record is from RefSeq and is a predicted model, not a curated record. Gene Ontology annotation, biological process: cell surface receptor signaling pathway; adenylate cyclase-activating G protein-coupled receptor signaling pathway.
AUGCCUGAUGGGCUCACCAAGACACAGCUCGAGGCUAUCAGCAGCAUUGAGAGGGCCUGCUCGGCCGUAUCGCUUGUGGGAUCCAUCUUCGUCAUUGUCACCUUCUGCAUGUCCAGAAGCUUUCACAAGCCUGUCAACCGCCUUGUGUUUUACGCCAGUUUUGGCAACAUGUUGACCAAUGUCGGCACUCUCAUGUCGCGCACAUAUACGACAUCGCCAAACUCAGUGGGCUGCCAGUUCCAGGCUUUUUUGAUUCAAAUGUUCAUGCCCGCAGAUGCCUUCUGGACUCUAGCCAUGGCAAUCAACGUUUACCUCACUUUCUACUACAGAUUUGAUGCCCAACGUCUUCGCAGAAUGGAAAUCCCCUACAUGAUUGUUUGCUAUGGCGUCCCCUUAAUCCCAGCCCUUGUCUACAUCUUCCUCAAAGACCACGCAGGCAAUCGCGUCUAUGGAGACGCAACUCUGUGGUGCUGGGUGACAACGGAAUGGAACAUACUGCGCAUUGUAACAUUCUAUGCACCCGUGUGGAUUCUGAUUCUUGCCACCGUCUUCAUCUAUAUCCGCGCCGGUCGCACCAUUUAUUACAAGCAUAAGCAAUUGCACGAGUUCAGUCCGUCCAGUUCAGACCCUGUCUCUGUGGCGCACACCGAGACAAUGACCAAUCUCAAGACGACAGAAAUAACGUCCUUCUCGGCCCUCAAAAACUACCACACCAUCUGGCGCCGUGGUCGGUUCAGCACGGCGAAGAAACCACGAAGUGAAUACGGCCUCAUGGGCAUACACCAAGUGCGCGAUACUUUUCUUCACCGCGCUGCUCAUCACUUGGAUCCCUUCGAGCGCUAA